Molecule: messenger RNA, 1311 nt
Organism: Caenorhabditis remanei
Lineage: Eukaryota; Metazoa; Nematoda; Chromadorea; Rhabditida; Rhabditidae
Exons: 3
Coding region: 1-1311 (436 amino acids)
Source: RefSeq, a predicted model, not a curated record
AUGAAUUCCCGUCCUCUGUCUUAUGAAAGUUUGAAAACUGUGCUGAAAUAUAUGGAUCCAAAUAAACGAUUCCUCCUCGCCUCCAGAUGUCCAUCGAUCCGCUCUGCCGACAAAGCCACUCCGCUAAUUAUCGACACCUUUCACUACAACGAGAAUUCCUUUGAAGUGAACAGAACCGUAUACAAAAUUGGGAUUUAUAAAAACUAUCUGAUUGAUGCUGAAACUCCACAAGAAGCUCGACGAUACAAUGCUCUAGGCGGGAUGUCUAAAGAUCUUGACCAGUAUGGCUUCGAAGAUCUGUCCGGUGAGAAUACACUGACACCAGGAGACGUUGAUUUGAGAAAACCAAACGAUGAAGGAUGGAGACCUGAAAAUAUGGAUGAUGAUGAACGGAUUGCUGAGUAUGAGCACGAAUUAGCGAAUACUAAAAGUAGAUUGACAUCGCUCAAAUGUUCCGUAAAUGUACAUCCAUUUUACGAUGAAAAAGAACAGGAGGACAGACUGCACACUAAAAUCAAAAGCCAGAUGGCUAGACUGCAACCAUUCUACUCUCGACGGGAUGGUCUUCCUGUUCCAUUUAAAAGUUAUAUCCAACUUACUAUUACAUCUGGCAAUGGAAAACCAUAUAUUGAGCGGCUGGAGUAUACUAAGAAACUCCAUGAAGCUGUCAAGUAUCUGACUGCAAAUUUUUUUGGGAAUCGUCUCCAUCCAGUAGUUAUUGGACGAUUUCGUGUCUAUGAUGAAGUUAUGCGUUUUCCCGUUGGAUUGCGACUGGAUGUUCAAAGUUUGUCGGUGAGCAACAUUCAAAUUGUACAAGAAUCAUUGGGGCCACUGCUGACUAACACUGUGAAAAAGCUAAAUGUCGAGGUGAAAAGUGCUGGAGAUUUUGAAUGUGCAAUGCUGAAGAACGCAGAAAUCUUGAGUUUACAAGGUGGUGGUUCUGGUAUUAUUCGCCCUCCGAUGGUUUUGAAUCUCACCAAUUUGAAAGCAAACAUCGUUAAAUUGGGCUGGACUGUUGAAGAUUUCAUGACAAUUGUAAGAUGGUGGGUAGAAGAUGUCGAGAAGGAAGUCGGUACCUCUUACAAAUUUGUUGGUUUCUGGGACAAGAAUAUCAUCAAGGAUCUUAUUGAAAGUAUCAAGAGGCAGUACGAGGAAGCUAAGGAGAUUGGAGAAUUAUCUAUGGCUAUUCCAACAAAAUAUGGUUCAUAUGUCAAUGUGUCAAAGAAAGAAGUUAAGUCUUAUUACAACAAACAGCCAUAUGAUAUAAUUUUCGAAGUGGUGCCGAAGGAGUCAGAUUUGCCAGUCGUCUAA